CACAGGGAGUUUGGGAUGGGUUCCACGGGAUCCCAGAGCCUCCCUCAGCUCCUCCUGGGAACAUCCCUCCUUUCUCCUCACCUGUUUCUUUGGUGUUUCCAGGCAGAUUUUUUGAAGGGGUUACCAGUGUACAACAAAAGCAACUUCAGCAGGUUCCAUGCGGAUUCCGUGUGUAAAGCAUCCAACAGACGCCCAUCAGUUUAUCUGCCCACGAGAGAAUUUCCCUCUGAACAAAUCAUAGUAACAGAAAAGACAAAUAUCCUCUUGCGUUAUUUACACCAGCAGUGGGACAAAAAGGUACCUUUUUGAGGCUUUAAUAUUCAUGUUUUGGCUUGAUUGGGGCUUAAUUGGGCU
Messenger RNA from Manacus vitellinus (golden-collared manakin), 354 nucleotides. RefSeq names its product DET1 and DDB1 associated 1 (gene DDA1). The coding region runs from base 16 to 309 and encodes 97 amino acids. Lineage: Eukaryota; Metazoa; Chordata; Aves; Passeriformes; Pipridae. Gene Ontology annotation, biological process: positive regulation of proteasomal ubiquitin-dependent protein catabolic process. The transcript has 3 exons. The record is from RefSeq and is a predicted model, not a curated record. Gene Ontology annotation, cellular component: Cul4-RING E3 ubiquitin ligase complex.